CAGCAUUACACGCAAAUACACACUCAAAUUUUCUGUUUGAUAAAUAAUAACACAUAUAACGUUAAAUAAUAUUGAUCCGAAAUCGUAUGGAUUGACAUUGCAUCCUCUUUACGCAGCUUUCGCUUACAGGUCAUCUUUUGGGUGCUAAACUGGUAAGCUAAAAUAAAUUAUAGACAAUGUAGGAGUGUGUAAUGUUCAACCAUGUUAUGAAAUGUUAUGAAAACAUUAUUGAACAACGAAGUGGCUGUAGGGACCCGGGUCCCAGAAGUGAGAGGUUGGGAUUAAAAAAAUAUUUAAAAAUAUUAUUGUUGGGUUGUAAGAUAAAAUUUGUUAUCAAAUGAUAGAUAAUUGAAUCACUUCUGAUACCUGGGUCCGAAAAGUCUAACAGAUUGAGCCAUGUCCGAGUCUAACCUAAUGAGCACAGUCCGAGUCUAACCUAAUGAGCACAGUCCGAGUCUAACCUAAUGAGCACAGUCCUAGUCUAACCUAAUGAGCACAGUCCGAGUCUAACCUAAUGAGCCAUAUCCGAUUUCAACUUAAUGAGUCAUUAUACGAGUCUAACCUAAUGAGCACCGUCCGAGUCUAACAGAUUGAGACAUGUCCGAGUCUAACCUAAUGAGCACCGUCCGAGUCUAACAGAUUGAGCCAUGUCUGAGUCUAACCUAAUGAGCACCGUCCGAGUCUAACCUAAUGAGCCAUAUCCGAUUUCAACUUAAUGAGUCAUUAUACGAGUCUAACCUAAUGAGCACCGUCCGAGUCUAACAGAUUGAGCCAUGUCCGAGUCUAACCUAAUGAGCACGGUCCGAGUCUAACAGAUUGAGCCAUGUCAGAGUCUAACCUAAUGAGCAAGGUCAGAGUCUAACCUAAUGAGCACGGUCAGAGUCUAACCUAAUGAGCACGGUCAGAGUCUAACCUAAUGAGCACGGUCAGAGUCUAACCUAAUGAGCACGGUCAGAGUCUAACCUAAUGAGCACGGUCAGAGUCUAACCUAAUGAGCACGGUCCGAGUCUAACAGAUUGAGCCAUGUCCGAGUCUAACCUAAUGAGCACGGUCAGAGUCUAACCUAAUGAGCAUGGUCAGAGUCUAACCUAAUGAGCACGGUCAGAGUCUAACCCAAUGAGCACGGUCAGAGUCUAACCUAAUGAUCACGGUCAGAGUCUAACCUAAUGAGCACGGUCAGAGUCUAACCUAAUGAGCACCGUCCGAGUCUAACAGAUUGAGCCAUGUCCAAGUCUAACCUAAUGAGCACAGUCCGAGUCUAACCUAAUGAGCCAUAUCCGAUUUCAACUUAAUGAGUCAUUAUACGAGUAUAACCUAAUGAGCACAGUCCGAGUCUAACCUAAUGAGCCAUGUCCGAGUCUAACCUAAUGAGCACCGUCCGAGUCUAACCUAAUGAGCCAUAUCCGAUUUCAACUUAAUGAGUCAUUAUACGAGUCUAACCUAAUUAGCCAUUUCCUGGUCUAACUUAAAGAGCCAUAUCCGAUUUCAACCUAAUCAGCCAUAUCCGAGUCUAAACCAAUAUGCCCUCUGGAAAACCUAAUAUGCACUGCUGUUUUUUUUAUUAAAAGGAAUUAUAUCAAAAUAUAUCAUGAGGGUACUGAGAAAAUCAAGGCAAAUGAUUCUCUUUUGGUGUUUGCUGGCUACCAUUGAUUGAUUCAUCAAAGUAUCACUGCUAGGCGAGAGCGUGUGUUUUUUGAAGUGCUUUCGCAAACGUACUGCUACGCAAGAAUUGAAACGGUUCAGCUACAUCACAUGAGCAGACUCAUAGCGCUGCUGUGCCGGUUUCACUUUUAAGUUUAAUAUUAAAACGAGUAUAUUUUUUUUCAAUUGUGUAAACUACUAGCGGUGCCCUCAUGCAAUGAAUCUUUCAAGCUCUGUCUCGAUAUUCAGUAACUUUUACUGAGCUAUAAUACGAGGGCCGAUAACUAGUCUCUGGCAGGGCCUUACCUGAAAACGUAUGUUAAAGGUCAAAGGUCAACAAUUCCCUUUCUGUCGAUAUUAUUCCUGUAAGGUUUUUUAAAUACGUUGGCUUCUGGGUUCAUUCCCGUGCCAUACAUUCCUGGGAUUUAAUCUUUAAAGCGUGUGUGUUUGCUAAAGAUCCCGGUACAAAACAGGAUUCACGGAGGCCAGAGAAGGUCAAUUUGUUGGAGCGAUCUAUACACACGCGCGAAAAGGCAAGGCACCUAUAACCGCUACUUUCAUUUAGUCAGAGAAUUCAAUCCCACGGAGAAAGACUAAUUUUAGAUGCGAUGAGAAAUAGAUCAUUGCACUGCCUAGUACCCCUUUCUUCCCAUUUGUAUAGAACUGUUCUGAACUAUUUUUUUUUAUUUUACAUUUCCUUUAUAUUUUUUUAUCAACAGAAACUUUGAGGGGAAACAAAAUAACAUCAGCAAGAAAAUAUAUCAACAUCUUGAUCUGCGAGUGAAAUUGAUGCAGUUGAAUUUCAUUCUGAAGAAUUACUAUUAGACUUCAAUAAGGAGACAAUUGUUUUUUGUUUUUUUUUUGUUUUUUUUAAAAACUAUUUAACUAUAGUUGAUAGUGUCACCAUGGCCUUUCAUCACGAGUGGGCCUGGUACAACCUCUACUUCCCCAACCCCGACGGCGCCCUCUGCCGGCAGCACAUGAGUGACCAGGAGUGGCACCGCAUGGCGAGGUGGCGGGACUUUGAGUGGUUCAACAACGGCGGGACGGAGGCCAACCGGAUCCUGACAUUCAACAGGGGCGGCAUGCACCCUUACUACAGCGCCGACAAGUGCUCCCCCCAUUUGGUAGGUACAACGUAGGUGACAUGUGUGGAGCCCUGGUCUUGGACAUGUAUGGGGCUCUGAUCUUGGACAUGUCUUGGGCCCUGGUCUUGGACAUGUCUGAGGCUCUGGUCUUGGACAUGUCUGGGGCCUGGUUUUGGAUAUGUCUGAGGCUCUGGUCUUGGAUAUGUCUUGGGCUCUCAUUUUGGACAUGUCUUGGGCUCUGAUCUUGGACAUGUAUUGGGCUCUGAUUUUGGACAUCACUUUAUCCAUAGAGAAAACAAAAUCUGGGAGAAGGCUGGAAACUGAUGGACUGCUUUGGACAUAUUCAUUUCACGAUUUCUUUCCACAUCGAAAAACUACUUUUUGGUAUUUAAACUUUGAGCAAUUAAGUUUGCUUGGAUUAGUUUUGGGAGACCUGUUAAUCUUGCCGCAGUGUUUUGGUCCUGGGGUUGUCAGAGUAAAAUGUUUUUGGCCUUGAGACACACGACUCACGACUUUAAACCUGUAUAAAACCAAGGUAGAAAUCGUCUGACUUUUUCUUGUGCGGUCCAUUUAUUAACAAAGAGAGAUAUACAAGCCCUCUCUUGUGCCCCGGUCACGCACGGUCCCAUGUCUGGCGUGAAAGUCUGCUCGUGUGUUUGUCACAGACCCUUAGCUCCAUAACAUAGUCGUAAAAUGUAUUCCAGACUUCACAACACAGGUUGCAAGAACAGAUUACAUUUGUUUAUGACGCAGUGGUCAAUACUUUCAGCGCGGACAGGUGAACAACGGCGACACUCGCUGCCAGGGCUUAUCUACAAACAGAAAGACGCUUUAUGUGAUAGACAUUAUAACAUACCAGGACUGGUUUAAAGUCAUUCUACCAGUUGGGUAGGUAGGGGUGUGGAGGGCGCCUUCCGCCCCGGGUGGCACAUUUUUCUAAAAUUAAAAGGCGUGAUUUUCGGCCAACUGCAGUGUUAGUGGAAAGGGGAGACAAACAGCUUUGUCCGUCCUGGACGGCCUUAACCCUAGACACGCCCCUGAGUCAAACUAAAGAUUGUUGGAUAGUGAGACAAUCAUAUUUCUUUGGCAAGACACAGCGUGGUGUCUAGGUUGCUUGCAAGACACAACGUGGUGUCUAGGUUGCUUGCAAGACACAACGUGGUGUCUAGGUUGCUUGCAAGACACAGCGUGGUGUCUAGGUUGCUUGCAAGACAACACUACAUGUCUUGUGAUCUUGUUAGAUAUAUUUAUUUUAUUUUAUUUAGCAAUCAUUUCCUUGACUUUCAUUGAAGUAUUUGACCAGUAGGCCAAUAUAAAUCCAAUUAUGAAAUGUCGGUGCGGUACCUCUUUUGUGUGUGGGAGUUUACAGAAAUCAAUGCCUCAAGGACAAAUCAAUCUGAACUGCUUGUGGGGGGGGGGGAUUAAACGUGUUUUGAAUAGCGUCCCCGAGACUAAGCGCAACACUUGCAAGAAUUAAUGAACCAAGAACCGACAGAACCACAACAGUGAUAGCUAUUGGUUUCAAUUACACCCACACAUAUAUACAUAAUAUAUAUAACACUACAUAGUGAUAUAGUUUAGUAAGUGGCAUAGUGUAAUGUAUCCAGUAAACAAUGGCUCCAACUCUAGAAUGUAAACAGUAUGACACAAAAAUACAAGUCUUACCUCUAAAACUGUAGUCAAUAAACAAUUCGAGGAUGUCUCUGGGUUGUUUUUUCAGUUAUCACCUCUCCCUAAAAGUAUCCCCUCCCCUCUCUGAUACACAGACACAGACCCACCAAACAGCAAUGUUUUUUUCUGGCAUCAAAACAACAUUGUGCCUCCCAGCCCCUGUGACCUCCAAUUUUUUUUUCUUCUCCCGAUCACGCUGGGUGCCUAUUGAUUUUUUUGUUGUUGUUGCCAGCGAUCAAUAUGGAUAGUAUCGACUCUCCCUGUGGUUUUGAUUCCGUUUAUAAUACACAAGAAAGUUUAAAUCUAUGAUCUUUUCUUAUCUAUAUUGAUAUCAGUCGCUUUCUUGUAAUGCCUGGGCCAUAUCUACUCAGCGAGUUUGUAUUAUUGAGGGCGUGUGUCGCUUUCGUGCACUAUUGAUGCCUGCAAAAUUGGAUCAUUUGUGCUUAUCGGUUGUACCUACUAUGUACAGUAAGGUGCGGGUGUCUAACGGCAACUAUCAAAUGUACCUAACGAAUGGAUCAAGGAGUCUCAUCCUUUAGUACUUAAUAAGCAUUGCGGGAACUCCAUUAAUUUUUAAUGUAAUUAUUAUAGUCACCCCCGGAAAUAAACAAAUGACUUGAGUGAUGUUUACCUUGUUGUAAAGUUUUGUAAUUAUGACCAGACGGCGAUAACAUCAAGUAUCAUCUUCGCGGUGGGACAAUCAACUCAAGACAUCAGCUGGGACAUCUUCUUUCUGUUUUUUUUUAAUAAUUGGUAAAAAAUUGAACCGCUCAUUUCAUCGUAACAGCUCACCAAUUUUUUCGCGGUGUAUUCACCCACUAGUACAAUGCACCUCCCCGAAUUGUACAGGAAUCAUACAAACCCGGCAUUGAAUUCUAAAAAAACAACAAGUAUUUGCGUGAUUUUAAAAAAAAAUCACUUUAAUGAAGGUUGGAACGGGCUAAAUGUGGCUUAUUCGCAUUUAGUGGUCCUUCUCCUUUAAAACAAUCAAGUUUAUCGUUUAGCUUUAACUACUACGCAUUAGAUUAUUUCCUGUCAUAUUCGUUUUCACUGUUGCAAACAUUUAUAUAAUAAGAUUUCUGAGCUCAGUUACCUAUUUAUCAUUACGAAUUGUUUGUUUGUUGGAUUUUUGUUUGUUUUUUGUUUGUUAUUUUAACACGAUGUUUCAUAAUUAGCACCCGUUCAUGAAAGUAAUAUAAAAAAUAUAUUUAAAUAUGUACAACAGUGUAUAUAGUGGUUUAAAUUGAAUCUAAUGUUAAGAGUACAGGGCGCCACCUUACCUGGGAAAGUUUCCACAGCGAGCGUAUUGAGGUUACUUUUGUUUACCUUUCAGUCGUCUGACUGUCACUAGCUGUAAAGCCCUCUGUGUCGUGGUUUGGGUUUUGUGGAUUCAAUUUCACUGAGAAACAGGUAGACUUGUGGGCACACGGGGUGUUAUGUCGCUGUGAUAAGCAUAACAACUUGGUACUGCUGGUAGCCUUGGUACUGCUGGUAGCCUUGGUACUGCUGGUAGCCUUGGUACUGCUGGCAGCCUUGGUACUACUGGUAGGCUUGGUACUACUGGUAGCCUUGGUACUGCUGGUAGCCUUGUUACUGCUGGUAGCCUUGGUACUGCUGGUAGCCUUGGUACUGCUGGUAGCCUUGGUACUACUGGUAGGCUUGGUACUGUUGGUAGGCUUGGUACUGCUGGUAGUCUUGUUACUGCUGACAGCCUUGGUACUGCUGGUAACAUAAGUACCUCUGUCUUAAAUUGCUACUGUUGUCUAGCAUUGGUACUGUUGUCUAACAUUGGUACUGCUGUCUAACAUUGGUACUGUUGUCUAACAUUGGUACUGUUGUCUAACAUGGUACUGUUGUCUAACAUUUGUACUGUUGUCUAACAUUGGCACUGCUGUCUUACAUUGGUACUGUUGUCUAACAUUGGUACUGUUGUCUAACAUUGGUACUGCUGUUUUACAUUGGUACAGUUGUCCAACAUUGGUACUGUUGUCUAACAGUGGUACUGCUGGUAACAUUAGUACUGAUGUAGCCUUGGUACUGCUGGUAGGCUUGGUACUGCUGGUAGUCUUGGUACUACUGGUAGCCUUGUUACUGUUGGUAGGCUUGGCACUUCUGGUAGCCUUGUUACUGCUGGUAGCUUUGGUACUGCUGGUAACAUAAAUACCUCUGUCUUAAAUUGGUACUGUUCUCUAACAUUGGUACUGUUGUCUAACAUUGAUACUGCUGUCUAACAUUGGUACUGCUGUCUAACAUUGGUACUGUUGUCUAACAUUGGUACUGCUGUCUAACAUUGGUACUGCUGUCUAACAUCGGUACUGCUGUCUAACAUUGGUACUUCUGUCUAAAUUGGUACUGCUGUAUUACACUAGUACUGUUGUUUAACAUUUGUUCUGCUUUCUAAAAUUGUAUUGAUGAAAUAAAAUAACGAAAAGUUUUGCUGAAUAUUUACUAUUAUUUUUUAUAAACAAAAUUUCUUUUUGGUCAAUUUUAACAACACUAAUAUUCUUCCAGCCGCAAUACACAACAUAAAACAUUUUGAGUUUUUUCCUGAAGUUCUUUAUCAUCCUCAAAUAAAAUUGCCACUGGUAUAAAAAUCAUGUCUACUUCUCCCCCUCAGCUCCCGCCGGCCGGCGCCCCGUCCAGCACCCACGCCCGCCGCCACCCGUCCUUCUACUUUGAGCUCUUCUACAGGAUGCUCCAGGAGAGGGAGUCGCUGGUACGGAGGGGCCUGCUGCCCGCGGACAUGCCCACACCUGGGAGGCACGAGGCCACGCCGACCCACUGCUCGUGCGGCAAACCACAGCGCACGAUGACCACCGGCGACCGGAAGGAGAUGGAGGCCAAGCUCUGCAAGUGUACCGUCAACCAGAUGGCCAAAGAAGGCUGGUUUGACGGGGCCUACUCCAGGUUUUCUUAGUGACCCAAUAUGGAAGCAGGCUGUUUGGUUUUGGUGGUUUUAUAUAUAUAUAUAUUCAAAGGGAGCCCUGCAACACGUUUUUCUUCUUUUAACUAAAUUUUGAAUCAUUCUGAUAAAAAAAAAAGUCAGAAAUAAAACCUAAAGCUUACUCAGAAAUGAGAUCAAAGGUUUACCAUCAAAUCAAUAAUGCAUUGAGGUUUUGUUUUUGAAACCAUUUUUGGGUGUAAGUGAACAUGAAAUAAAAAU
Molecule: messenger RNA, 7563 nt
Organism: Lymnaea stagnalis (great pond snail)
Lineage: Eukaryota; Metazoa; Mollusca; Gastropoda; Lymnaeidae
Source: the annotation of a GenBank genome assembly